GGAGGACACUUCUCCAGAAACUUACCUGGAAGAAUUACUUCAGCUUACCCUUGAUAAUAGAGAGAAAGUAGUUGCCAUAGGAGAGUGUGGCUUGGAUUAUGAUCGUACCCAAUUUUGUGCUCCUGAGAUACAAAAGAAAUAUGCCAUUAAGUGAGAAAUUUUCACAGGUAUUUUGAGAAGCAAAUCAGUCUAGCAGAAGUAACUGGACUGCCAAUGUUUCUUCAUUGUCGCAAUGCUGCAGGAGACUUGGUGCAGAUCCUCACUGCCCACCGUGAAAAGAUUAGUGGAGGAGUUGUACAUUCCUUUGAUGGCACUCAAGAAGAGGCACAGCAGAUUUUAGAUUUGGAUCUUUAUAUUGGAUUGAAUGGAUGCUCCCUGAAAACAGAAGAUAAUUUAGCAGUUGCAGCAUCAAUUCCACCUCAGCGGCUCAUGAUUGAAACUGAUUGCCCUUGGUGUGAGAUUCGCCCAACCCACGCCGGCCACAAGCAUGUCACAACCACUUACCAGACUAAGAAAAAGGAGAAGUGGGAAGCUGGAGUCAUGGUGAAGAGUAGGAAUGAACCAAAUUGUAUAGUACAAGUUUUGGAAGUUUUAGCAGCAAUUAAGAAAGAAGAUCAUGAUAAGUUGGCAGAGCAAUUAUACAACAAUACCAUGAAACUGUUCUUUCCCUCUAAAACAGAUGGUACAAAGAGAUUCCAGUGUCAUUCCCAGCAGACUCUUCUUCCCACUUCAAGUCAUCACAUCCUGACUUUAUGCAGGCAAACAAUAAACUGACAUCAUAAGUAGCA
Portunus trituberculatus (swimming crab) is the source of this 788-nucleotide messenger RNA. Its product is annotated as putative deoxyribonuclease TATDN1. Gene Ontology annotation, cellular component: cytosol. Bases 214 to 774 code for a protein of 186 amino acids. The transcript is spliced from 5 exons. The record is from RefSeq and is a predicted model, not a curated record. Gene Ontology annotation, molecular function: 3'-5'-DNA exonuclease activity. Lineage: Eukaryota; Metazoa; Arthropoda; Malacostraca; Decapoda; Portunidae.